AAAGAGGACGACAGAUUUGCAUCCUACACACCCUCCUUCGCCCACUCCCUUUUUUUCUUUCUAGAACCAAAGAGCUGUAUUGUAUCGUCCUUUUUCUUCGGUAGCUACUGUUUUUUAAUCACAUUCUACAAACACACACACAUACAAAUGUUUCGCCAAUCUCUCAGGAGGUGCGCUCGCAUCAGCGGCGCAACCUUCGCCGCCCCGGCUCUCCGAACGACCAGACCUGCCACCCUCCAGACGAUCGCGAAGGCUCCAGCAAGCGCGCUUCGCGUGCCACUCAGCAUUAAUGCGUUCAGACUUUAUUCUAGCGAGGCCGCCAGCGCUGCGGCUGCUCCGGUCGCCGAGGAUGAAGGAAACGCUUCGGGUCUGACGACCAAGUUCGCGGAUUUGACGAAGUUGGGCGUUCACUCUACCCUUGUCGACACCAUCACGAACAGAAUGCGGUAUGAGAACAUGACGGACGUCCAGAGCAAGACCAUCGAGCCUGCACUGAAGGGCAUGGAUCUUGUCGCCCAAGCAAAGACAGGUACCGGAAAGACCCUGGCGUUCCUCGUUCCCAUUCUGCAGAGAAUGAUUGCGGCGGAUCCGUCGCUCGCAACCAGAAAGGCUCGUUACCAGGCCAGCUCCAAGGAUAUCCGUGGAGUCAUCAUCUCCCCUACACGUGAGCUUGCCGAACAAAUCGCCCUCGAGGCCGAGAAGCUGUGCCAGGGCACGGGCCUGGUCGUCCAGCGUGCCGUCGGUGGAACACGAAAGGGCGAGAUGCUGCACAAGACCCGUAGAGAAGGUUGCCACUUGCUCGUUGGUACACCCGGACGUCUCAACGACCUUCUCGAGGACCCUUACAGCGGAAUUGAGGCACCCAACCUGGCUGCGAUUGUCCUCGACGAGGCCGACCGCAUGCUCGAUGUCGGUUUCGAGAGAGAGCUGCAGUCUAUUGUCGAUCAGCUCCCUGACCCCAAGACUUCUGCGCGCCAGACUCUGCUCUUCUCUGCGACCAUCCCCAAGAACGUCAUCGCUCUUGCCCGCCAAUGGGUCCGCCCCGACAACUUUGACUUCAUCCAGACCAUCUCCAAGGACGACGUUCUCACCCACGACAGAGUUGAUCAGCACGUUGUCCACUGCAGAGGCUGGGCCAACGUCUUCCCUGCCAUGUACGAGCUCAUCGACAAGGAAAUCCAGAAGAGAACUGCCGACCGGGAUCUGCUGCCCUUCAAGGCCCUUGUAUUCUUGCCUACGUCAGCCUUGGUCGAUCUUGCUGGCGAUGUCGACAUUACGAUGAGAGGCGACCGUGAUCGCGUCCAGGGAUGGAGAAUUCACUCUAAGCUCACCCAGAGCCAGCGCACGAAGGCUGCAGAGUUGUUCCGCAAGGCCAGGUCCGGCAUCCUGUUUUCCACCGACGUUACUGCCAGAGGUCUCGAUUUCCCCAACGUCACCCACGUUAUCCAGAUUGGCGCUACCUCAGACCGUGAGCAAUACAUCCACAGACUCGGCCGCACGGCUCGUGCGGGCAAGGAGGGUGAGGGAUGGUUGAUUCUCGCCGACAGCGAAAUGGAACUUGCCCGCCGGGAACUGCAAGGCCUUCCCUUGAAGCCCAACAAGACGCUCGACUGUGCUCAGCACGACUUCACCAGCGGAGACGAGCCUACGGCGAUUUGCGAGAAGGUGACCCAGGCUACUGCUCGAGUUGACCCCCAAGUCUUGGAGGUUGCCUACCUGUCCCUGUUCGGCCAGAACCGCGACAACGUUCAGGCCAAGGUUGACGAGCUCCGCGAGUGGUGGGUCAAUGCCAUGGAGCAGGACGAUACACCCGCCUUGAGCGCUUCCACCAUCGAGAAGCGUGGUCUGCGCAGAAUCAGAGGUCUCAAUGUCAGACAACCGGGCUCCAGGUACGACAGCGGCGGCCGUGGCGACCGUGAAGGCUUCAGCCGUGGUGGUGACCGUGGUGACCGUGGUGGCUUCAGCCGCCGCGAGCCCCGCGAUGCUUUCGAGAAGAUGGAGAUGGACAGCACCAGCUCUGACCGCCGUUCCUCUGACCGCCGUUCAGGUGGCUUUAGCCGGGGCGGUGGACGUGGCUUCGGUGGAAGAGAGCGUCAGCAGAGAUCCUCCUGGUAAAGCGGAAGAUGACGACACUGGCGCCCUGGAAGCGUAGUGCGCGCGAGCGGAGGAAAGAAGAGAAUAACCAACAACGAAAAAAGUAAAGGCUCCAAUGAAUCGGAAAAGGUCUGUGAGAUACGGAAGACGUUUUUUUUAACGACCUCGGAAACUGAAUUAGACAUGUCAUACCAUACCCCCACCCAAUCCCCCAUCAUCAUCACCACCACUCCCCUUUCCUCCUGUUUUUAAGAGGGAAACAGGCUUGUAUCAUACCAUUUUUGUAACGGAGCACAGGAAAAGGGGGGCUUUACUCGAGGGAGUUGUGCUUGUAUUACCACCACCGGCAUUGGGACGGGGCUAUAGCGCCUCGCGAGAGAGAUUUCAACUGUACGAGAUUAACGGGGGCGAUAAAAAGCUACACAAUUGUAGCGCCAUGUAAAUAAUACUGAGGGA
This is a messenger RNA of Colletotrichum scovillei, 2550 nucleotides long. RefSeq names its product DEAD/DEAH box helicase. The coding region runs from base 148 to 2115 and encodes 655 amino acids. The record is from RefSeq and is a predicted model, not a curated record. Lineage: Eukaryota; Fungi; Ascomycota; Sordariomycetes; Glomerellales; Glomerellaceae. The transcript has 2 exons. Gene Ontology annotation, molecular function: ATP binding; nucleic acid binding. Gene Ontology annotation, cellular component: mitochondrion.